GAGGGAGGAAGCAACAAGCGGAACCCUUCUGCCGAGGCCCAGCUCCGCCAGAGGGCCUGUACGAACGCACAUCUAGGCCCAUGGAGGCAGAUGAGACCUCCUGCUCCUCACCCCCACAGCUCCCCAGCGAGCACCACCCCAGCCUCGACAGCCCAGCGGCUGCGCCCCGGGCUCACCGCGCUGCUCGGCGCCGCACCGCCUCCCGCGGGGAGGGACAGCACUGCCGCGGGGGGGGGCGGAACUCCCGCGGUUCCCGGCCGCCUGCGCAUGCGCCCGCCGCAGCUGCGCGCCCGCCGCUGGCCCCUCCGCCGCUGGGGGCGCUGCCGCCGCUGGCCCCUCCGCCGCUGGGGGCGCUGCCGCCGCCGGAGGGCGGUGCUCGCUGGGGGCCGCGCCGGGAUCGUGAUGGCGGCGGCGGCAGCGGCCGGAGGCGGGGGAGAGCGGAGCAGCACUCGGGACCGGCUCCUGGCGGCGCUGGAGGAUCUUGAGCUCUUGGCCAGGGAACUGAUUGAAAUUUUGGCAAUUUCAAGAAACCAGAAGAUUCCACAACCAGGAGAGGAGAGCCAGAUCCUGGAACUGCUGAUUCAGAGAGAUGGAGAGUUUCAAGAGCUAAUGAAGCUGGCAGUUGAUCAGGGCAAAAUACAUCAUGAAAUGCAGCUUUUAGAAAAGGUGGUAGAAAAGAGAGAUAAUGAUAUUCAGCAGCUGCAGAAACAGCUCAAAGAAGCAGAGCACAUACUGGCAACAGCUGUUUAUCAAGCAAAAGAAAAGCUGAAAUCAAUUGAAAAGGCAAGAAAAGGUGCCAUUUCCUCUGAAGAAAUAAUUAAGUAUGCCCACAGGAUCAGUGCUAGCAAUGCUGUCUGCGCACCUCUGACCUGGGUACCAGGGGACCCACGUAGGCCAUACCCUACAGAUCUGGAAAUGAGGAGUGGUCUCUUGGGUCAGAUGAAUAACCCAUCCACCAAUGGAGUUAAUGGACAUUUACCAGGGGAUGCACUUGCAGCAGGCAGACUGCCAGAUGUGCUUGCUCCUCAGUAUCCUUGGCAGUCAAGUGAUAUGUCAAUGAACAUGCUACCUCCCAAUCACAGCAAUGACUUCAUGUUGGAGCCUCCAGGACACAAUAAAGAGAACGAGGAUGAUGUAGAAGUUAUGUCAACAGACUCCUCAAGCAGCAGCAGUGACUCAGAUUAGGUACAAGAGGGGCAGUAUCCAUAGCAGACCUUUCCUGUGGUGAAGAUGCCUUGAAAGAAGUAUGUGAUAAAUCAGUCCUUCCUUAUUUACUCAGACUAUCUUGCAACUACUGCUCUCAGAAACACUGCUAUAUAUGAGCACCAUAUGUACAAGUCCCAUAAGAAGAUGAGGACUCCUAAUACAGGGCAGUUGGAUUUUUUUCAAUGAGAAAUUGAGAAUUUGGUUUUGUCUCAGCUGUUCCUUUUGGAACUAUUUUCAGAGUUACUAAUAUUUCAACUCUAUUUUGCAGUCAAAAGUUAUUAAUAUACAUAUACAUUUUAAUCUUUACUCAGUAUCAACUUUUUCUGCUUGGUGUUUACCCCUCAUGUCUUUAUACAGGGAACUGUAUUUCCUCUUUUAAUCUAUGUUAAUACCAAUACAUCUAAGAAUCACCCUAGCUAACCUUGCCUACAGCUGUUCUAGUUCAGGUUGCCUUUUCUUGAACAUGUACAACCAUGAUCAUACACAAUACUGCAAAAUGCAAUUUCUUAAUACUUUGUGCUACGGGAUGGGUGUUUUUAACUUAAAUGCUCCUCCCUUAACACAUUUUAUGACAGAGCCACAGCUUGCUGGUCUCUUUUGACUUCUCAUUUACAAGGGCAUUCUUUUCUUGGAAUCAGAUACAAGUAGAGGUAAUUAAUACUCAUGGAAAGUGUAAUACACAGUCUGCCCCAAAUUCCUACAUGGUUAUACCACCUGAUUCCCUCAUUGAAAUGCUGUCCUGGUGGGUGAUUGUUUCUAGCCAUAAAUAACAGCAAAGGGAAGCAGUGACCACUCUUGGUUUUGCAUUGCUUGCUAUGAGACCUAUGUGUAACACCUAAGAAGAAAGAAGACAGCACUGCACGCUAUUCACUUAGCAUAAAAUCAAACUCUGGGUCUAAGAGGGUUGUUAACCAGACUUUUUACAUUGGUGCUCCAAAUGCCAUUGGAUAAUACCAUUUUAGGUGAAUUUACUACAAGCAGUUUAAUAAACUACAAUGUUUUAACUGUG
Messenger RNA from Pogoniulus pusillus (Red-fronted tinkerbird), 2215 nucleotides. It is a transcript of the gene MED4, whose product is annotated as mediator complex subunit 4. Bases 91 to 1185 code for a protein of 364 amino acids. Gene Ontology annotation, cellular component: mediator complex; core mediator complex. Gene Ontology annotation, biological process: regulation of transcription by RNA polymerase II. Gene Ontology annotation, molecular function: transcription coregulator activity. NCBI's taxonomy places the organism in Eukaryota, Metazoa, Chordata, Aves, Piciformes, Lybiidae. The transcript is spliced from 8 exons. The record is from RefSeq and is a predicted model, not a curated record.